Botrytis sinoallii is the source of this 3069-nucleotide messenger RNA. RefSeq lists its product as uncharacterized. NCBI's taxonomy places the organism in Eukaryota, Fungi, Ascomycota, Leotiomycetes, Helotiales, Sclerotiniaceae. The coding region runs from base 483 to 2066 and encodes 527 amino acids. Gene Ontology annotation, biological process: transmembrane transport. The transcript has 7 exons. Gene Ontology annotation, molecular function: transmembrane transporter activity. The record is from RefSeq and is a predicted model, not a curated record.
AACCAUAUUGCCCGAAAUCACAUUAUAUAACAGUUGCUUCGCCCCACUAUAAGUUAGUUCUUGAAGCAUGAUGCAAAUUAUUUCGUUUAUCAUGUUGGUACGAUAGAUGCUUCGCCGCACGAUUCGAAUCAUGUCAGACCAACAGAUAGCCAGCCAAUCGAAUUUGUCGUAUGAAUCGUCUUCGCUCGCAAUUGUGCAGGCAGAAUCGCUGUGGAAACGGCAAAUGGAGAGCGAUAAGGCAAAGCAAUAAAUCCGGGGACAUAUUGAAAAGCGAAAUGAACGUCGGAGAACCCCCUUAACUGUAUCUUAUCGAGUUAAAUACAUUAUCAGAUACAGCUUUCCUUCCCAUUAAGGAGGGUUGCAAUGACACAUGUUACUCUAUAUACUCCUUAUGGCACCAGUACUCUGUGUUCCUGAUCAUGCUUCAAUCUUUUCUAUUAUCCGCUAGUUUGACUUUUUUUUUUUGAAGAUUUCGAGACGAAAUGAGUAGCUCCAAAAAGGCCAGCUCUUCAGAGAAAGAUAUCGGUAUCACUGACCUGGAAACUGGCUCUGUUCAUGAGACUGCAUUGAAGAUAGAAUCUUUAAACGUAGAAAACUCUACCGAGCACAAACCAACCGCGCCGAGACAAGAGAUCACGUAUAUCCAAGGAUGGAGGUUCCAUCUUCUAAGUUUUGCGAUUGGGUUGUGUGUAUUUCUGGUAAAUAUGGAAGUCUCCAUUGUGGGCACUUCACUCGUAUCCAUGACAAACGAGUUUCAUGGUUUCGAUGAAUCCACUUGGGUUAUAACGGCAUAUCUCGCUACUUACACAGGUGAAUUUCUGAUCAUAUGGGGAAGACUCAGUGAUGUGUUUGGUCGAAAAUGGACCUAUGUUGCAACAAACUUCAUAUUCCUUGCUUUUUCAGCUGCCUGUGGAGCGGCCCAAUCUAUGUUACAAUUGAUUAUCUGUCGUGCAUUUAAAGGCUUGGGUGCCUCGGGUGCAUUUUCUGUCUCCUUGACAAUCUUUUACGAAUUUAUCCCACCACCAAAGUACCCAUUGUACGGGAGCUUUAUAUCCAUGCUGAGUACUGUUGGUGCUCUUGUUGGUCCCUUAGUAGGUGGUGCAAUUGAUACCACUUCUACGUGGAGAUGGGUAUUCUUUUUGAAUGUCUUUGGAACAACGAUCAUACUUGGAUUGGUUAUCUUUUUGCUUCCUGGAAAAUUCCCAUAUCACGGAUCAUCUGCAUCGUCAGCGACUACCCCCUGGCAAUCUUUGCUGAAAAGAGUUGAUUUCGUAGGCGCUUUCUUACUUUUAAGUGCUUCAGUCCUUGUCAUUACAGCAUUACUCGAGGUCUCCACGGUCUUCACAUGGUCUUCGGCUACCACUGUAUGUCUCUUGACAAUAUCCGGUUUGAUUUGGAUAGGAUUUAUCGUGUGGGAGUGGUUUGUUGGAAGCAGCAAGGACAUUCAAGAACCAAUGUUCCCUCGAGUUUUACUUGAGAAUCGAACGUGGAUGGGAAUAGCUUUGACAUCCUUCCUCGUUGGUAUCCCAUCUCAAAUCAUUACCAUUGAAAUUCCCCAGAAAGCACAAGCCGUAUACGGAGACUCCCCUUGGCAAGCCGGAUAUCGACUAAUAGCUUACACCCUUGCUGUUCCCGUUGGCAGCAUUGUUGCAAAUACGAUUAUUGGCAAAACCAAAAUACCUCCUAUCUAUCUCCUAUUCUGCGGUACUGCCAUCCAAGUGCUUGGCGUUGGAUUGUUACUGACAGCCCCGGCCUCUGGAAUUGUUCCUGGGCAAAUUCAUUUUUUUGAGACGCUUAUUGCUUUCGGGGUUGGCAGCUCUUUCGCCAUACUUCUGGUAUUAAAUCCGCAUUGCAUUGAGAGACAAUAUAUCGCCACUGCCUCUGGCGCAGUCGUCCAAUUCCGUAUGACAGGAAGUACACUCGGUCUAGCGUCCGUUACCACAGCCCUCAACAAUCAUCUAUCAGGCCAUCUCCCGAAGAUCCUCAAUGAUACUCAACUCAAAAGUGUUCUAUCAUCUACUUCUGCGAUAUCUUCUCUGGAAGAACCUUUGAAAGCUCAGGUAUAAGAGGUGUUUGGACAGGGGUACGAUUUGCAAUUAAAGAUUCUGAUUGGAUUUAUGGCGGCACAAUUCUUGACUUUGUUAUUGAUUUGGAAUUGGAAAAGGCCACAAAUGAGUAUACAUAAGAGUGGCGGGCAUUAGGGAGUGAGUGAGGAUUAGCUGGGCUAGUGAUAAGUCGCCAUAUUCAUGCUUCUCAUGGUAUGUGAGAAGGUAUAUCUUGUAACCAUCGAUGAGCAGCCUGGGAGGCAACUGGGGAAUGAGGAAUGAAGUUCAUCUGAAUUCCUGAUAUAAGAAUAUGGGGCGUGAUAAGGCUGAUGAGAGGUUUGUGUACUCCGUAAAUAGCUGAUAUAUUCAAUAAUAAGUGCCGAAGGAACGACGAUCAUCUCAUGUGCGAGAAAGAGUCUUCUUACAUGGUUGCCCAAAACCGUUCAAGUCGACCUGCAACGGAUCACAUACAUAUUAGCCAUACUAGACUCUGGAGAUCCUUAUAAAUUCAUUUGAGUUCCUCCCUACUAGAUAUAUCUCUGCUCUCGAUAAGUCUUCUCAAAGUCUAUGCCGCACAUCAGUAUCGGUAUGGAUAAGAUACAACUACUUACUUUGUAUGUUUCCAAGUACUGCGUGCAGAGCCGGAUCACCCCGUGAAUAGAAAAAUCUUGACCUCUUAUUCGUCAACUUCAGGCUUCUCUCUCUACUUUGUAUAAUAUUAUCAUACGAGUCUUUCUUCUGUUGUAGUCAAUAUCGGCCAAUAAUGAAUCCGUGCUCUCCCAUUUAUUAGAUUCGUGCCCCCCCCCCUUUCUUGAUUUAAAAUAGCCCUGUGUAUUACCCCUGUCGCAUCAUUAGUAACAUUAUCCACUUUUGUCAAAAGUGAGGAUAUAUUAUAUUCUAGAGCAACAUGAUAUAACAACAUCACGGGCUUGUGGUUUAGUGGUAUAAAACCACCCUUACUUGAACGUGACAUUCCUAAUGAAUGCUGCUUGAAAAAUGGUGAACUCGGAUUUCGUAAACAGGU